This is a messenger RNA of Impatiens glandulifera, 860 nucleotides long. Its product is annotated as photosystem I reaction center subunit III, chloroplastic. Gene Ontology annotation, biological process: photosynthesis. The record is from RefSeq and is a predicted model, not a curated record. Gene Ontology annotation, cellular component: photosystem I reaction center; chloroplast thylakoid membrane; photosystem I. The coding region runs from base 55 to 723 and encodes 222 amino acids. Lineage: Eukaryota; Viridiplantae; Streptophyta; Magnoliopsida; Ericales; Balsaminaceae. The transcript has a single exon.
UUUUCCUUCUUCUUCCUUCAGAUUCAGAUCACAGCUUCUCUCACUUGUUCAACAAUGGCUCUCACCACCAUUCACACCAAUCUCUACAAACCAUCUCUCCUCUCCAAACCAUCUCUCUCCAAAUCCAAACCCAAUUCCCUGAUCGUCUGUUCAUCCAACAACAGUUCAAUUCCCGAACCAAUGAAAGCAUUCUCAGCAGCUUUAGCCCUUUCAUCAAUCCUCCUAACAUCAUCUCCAAUCGUUCCACCAGCAUCUGCAGACAUAUCAGGUCUAACACCAUGCAAAGACUCGAAACAGUUUGAGAAAAGAGAGAAACAACAGUUGAAGAAACUUCAAACGUCUCUCAAGUUGUAUUCUCCUGAUAGUGCGCCGGCGUUGGCUAUAAACGCGACCAUUGAGAAGACUAAGAGGAGAUUUGAUAACUAUGCGAAACAGGGUUUGCUUUGUGGGGCAGAUGGUUUGCCUCAUUUGAUUGUGAGUGGUGAUCAGAGGCAUUGGGGUGAGUUUAUAACUCCUGGGAUUUUGUUUUUGUAUAUUGCUGGUUGGAUUGGAUGGGUUGGAAGAAGUUAUUUGAUUGCUAUUAGAGAUGAAAAGAAACCUACUCAGAAGGAGAUUAUUAUUGAUGUUCCUUUGGCUUCUGGUUUGGUUUUUAGGGGAUUUAGUUGGCCUAUUGCUGCUUAUAGAGAGUUUCUUAAUGGUGAACUCAUUGAUCCCAAUUUCUAGAUUGAUUCAAGUUUCAAUGUUUUCUUCUUCAUCUUCUAUGUGUUCUUGUAUUUCCAUUUCUGAAAAAGUUAUCUUCUUGUAAAGGAAAGUGUUUGUAUCCAUCUAUUCAAACUUAUAAACAAUUUGGGUUAGUUUCA